This is a messenger RNA of Carassius auratus (goldfish), 309 nucleotides long. It is a transcript of the gene apln, whose product is annotated as apelin. Gene Ontology annotation, biological process: signal transduction. The transcript has 3 exons. Gene Ontology annotation, molecular function: hormone activity; apelin receptor binding. NCBI's taxonomy places the organism in Eukaryota, Metazoa, Chordata, Actinopteri, Cypriniformes, Cyprinidae. Bases 1 to 309 code for a protein of 102 amino acids. The record is from RefSeq and is a predicted model, not a curated record.
AUGAAUGUGAAGAUCUUGACGCUGGUGAUUGUGCUGGUGGUAUCUCUGCUGUGUUCAGCCAGUGCUGAAUGGGCAAAUCUUGAGCUCAUUGAGCUGUUCAUAAUUCAUCCUGAAAGCAAUCAGUCUUCCACUCUCAAGUCUGGUCCAGUGGCCUCCACCGAGCAUAGCAAAGAGCUGGAGGAGGUGGGCAGCAUGAGGACUCCUUUGCGGCAGAAUCCUGCUCGAGCCGGCCGGAGCCAAAGACCUUCUGGCUGGAGGAGGAGACGCCCUCGACCCCGCCUCUCCCAUAAGGGGCCCAUGCCAUUUUAG